AGGUUCUCAGAAAGUGGAUACUCAGAGUUACCGACAUAUCUCCACCAGAUAAGACAAGCAAAUCCCGGAACUUUCACGCGUUUGGAAGUCGAUGAGUUCCAGAGAUUUAAGUAUUUAUUCCUUGCAUUUGGUGCUAGUAUAAAUGGGUUUCCAUUCUUGAGAAAGGUAGUUGUUGUUGAUGGUACCUUUCUAAAGGGAAAAUAUAAAGGAACACUACUGAUCGCAUCAGCUCAAGAUGGGAAUUUCCAAAUAUUUCCAAUUGCUUUUGCAGUCGUAGAUACAGAAAAUGAUGAUUCUUGGGAAUGGUUCUUCCAGCAGCUUAGUAAUGUGAUUCAGGAUGAUGAAGGACUUGCACUUAUUUCUGAUAGGCACCAGUCUAUUGGUAACGCUAUUAAAAAAGUUUAUCCCAAGGCUAGUCGUGGAGUUUGUACCUACCAUCUGUACAAGAAUAUCUUGCAACGUUUUCGUGGUCGUGAUGCAUUUCGCUUGGUUAAGAAAGCAGCAAAUGCUUUUAAAAUAUCAGAUUUCGAUGCAACAUUUGAUGAAAUAGGAGUGUUGAAUCCAGCACUACAUAGGUACCUCGUAAAAGCUGAUGUUAGAAAGUGGGCUCGUGUGCAUUUCCCUGGAGACCGGUACAACUUAACUACAACAAACAUAGCAGAGUCUAUAAAUAAAGCGCUUUCAGAUGCGAGGAGUUUGCCAAUAGUACGAGUAUUAGAUGCAGUGCGAUCAAUGAUGACGAGAUGGUUUGCAGAUCGGAGGAUGGAUGCAGGAUCAAUGAAGACAACCCUGACUCGUGGCGUAGAGAAACUGUUGGAGAAACGUGUACAACAAGCUAAGCUCUAUAAGGUGCAAGCAAUAGAUGUACACCAUGCACAAGUGACAUGUGGUAUGUCUUUGAAUGUAGUAAAUCUGAAAGAGAAAAAAUGUUCGUGUCGUCGUUUUGAUGUGGAGAAGUUACCAUGUGUGCACGCCAUUGCCGCAGCUGAAGCACGUAGAAUUUCUCCCAUAUCAAAAUGCGAUCCAUACUAUCACAAGAACUACUUUUACAAUGCAUACUCCACUUCUGUAAUGCCAAGGGAUGCUGCUUCACCUGUUUCCGAAGAUGUCGCCUCUAAAGUGUGUUCACCUCCCAUAGUACGCAAUCCGCCAGGUAGACCUAAGAAUUCAAGAAUGAAAUCAGCAUUGGAGAAAGCCACAGCUAAAAAGCGGCCUCGUAAAGAAUACACAUGUUCUCGAUGUCAUAGAGUUGGUCAUAAUUGUAAGACAUGUAAGGCUCCUAUUGAAGUUUAG
Messenger RNA from Microthlaspi erraticum, 1293 nucleotides. NCBI's taxonomy places the organism in Eukaryota, Viridiplantae, Streptophyta, Magnoliopsida, Brassicales, Brassicaceae. The record is from the annotation of a GenBank genome assembly.